UCUUUCCUCUUCAGCACACACAGGCACUCCUGGGCAGCGGAAGAUGGCGACUAGAGUGCUUCAUCGCCGUUUCAGCGGCCUUAAUGAGGCUAAAAACUGGACCAGGACCAAAGGACAGGUGGCCACCUUUAUCAGGGGCGCACCAGCGUCAAACAGGAAUCGUGAAGACAGCUGGUUCAAGUCCCUGUUCGUGCGCAAAGUGGACCCGAGAAAGGACGCCCACUCCCACCUGCUAGCCAAGAAAGAGGAGAGCAACCUCUAUAAAAUCCAGUUUCAUAACGUGAAGCCUGAAUGUCUGGAUGCCUACAACAAACUCUGUGAGGAUGUGCUGCCUUCUAUCCAUGCUGAUAAAUACUACCCCUGUGAACUGGUGGGAACGUGGAACACCUGGUAUGGAGAGCAGGACCAGGCUGUGCAUCUAUGGAGGUACAGGGGAGGGUACCCGGCCCUGACCGAAGUCAUGAAUAAGCUGAAAAAUAAUAAGGAAUUUAUGGAGUACAGAAAGGAACGGGGCAAGAUGCUGCUCUCUCGGCGCAAUCAGCUUCUGCUGGAGUUUAGCUUCUGGAAUGAGCCGCUUCCACGACAAGGACCAAACGUCUAUGAACUGAGAUCGUACCAGUUAAGACCAGGGACGAUGAUCGAGUGGGGUAAUUACUGGGCUCGUGCUAUUCGCUAUCGGCAGCAUAAUCGUGAGGCGGUCGGAGGAUUUUUUUCUCAGAUAGGGAAACUCUACAUGGUCCAUCACCUCUGGGCAUAUAAAGACCUGAAAUCAAGAGAGAGCACUAGAAACGCAGCCUGGCAGCACGAGGGCUGGAAUGAAGUGGUCUACUACACAGUGCCCCUUAUUCAGCACAUGGACUCCAGGAUAAUGAUUCCAAUGAAGACUUCACCAUUGCAGUAAAACAGUUUCCCAAGAAGCUGAAGACAGGAACAGCUGCGACAUUGGAUAACCCUCACUGCCGUGUUUGUGAUUCCGUAAAACCUUCUUGCUCCGUAAAAACCACAUAGAAAAAUCGCACCAGUAAACCAAAAAGAAGUUGUCGUAGGUCCUAAAACUUUGUGAGGAAGUUUUGCUUCUCAAAUAGCAAGAAUGCUUUAAUUCUACGUUUCAUUGGGUACCAUAAUUAAGCCUGACAAGAGGCUCAUGAUCGGCAGCUCACACAUUAGUGGGUCACAACCCUCUUAAUGAACGGUCUCAUUCAUACAACCCAACUGAGGGAAACGUACCAGAAGCUCUUUAACAAUUAUAGUAAAUUGAAGACACAGCGGUGCUUAUUAUCUUCUGUAAAGUUUCCAGAUCUUCAUCAUCUACUUAUUACUGUUGGACAGAAGUUGUGAAAAGCUGUUCUUUGGUGAAAAGAGCUGGACUUUGCACAGUACUGUAAAAGCACUUUAAAUGUGCUUGAUGUUAACAGUGGGUUAUUUUAUUUAUUGAUGUGUUUAUUUCAUAUUUAUUUACCUUACAUAUAAAAUAUAUCUCUAAACUCCUUAUUCUUUCCAUCAAGUAGGACGACAGCGUAUGCGGAUGUGUAAUACAGUUAGAAAUAUCCGCUUGUGUAUCUCAAACUCUGCACAAAUAUGACGUACUUUAUGUCAGGCAGCUACGCCUGCGGAUGUCUGGAAAACAAACCAGGAUGUACCGAUUUUUCAUGUGUGUUAUUGUCCUGUACAGUUAAGGUGUUAUUUAUUCAUCUGUUUGGCUAUUGUUCAGGGGUCUGUCUCACUUCCUGACAAACGCAACUAGGAGAAUUGAAGCAAUCUUUCAGAAUUCAGUCGUUGAGGUGUAAACAGAGUAAUUCAGAGUGGUUUGGUGUGAAAUAGUUGAUUGGAGAGACUCAGAUUUAUUUACAGUGGCGCUGAUAGGAACCAGGGGUCAUUAUGAAUACAGCAAGCCUACAAAUAGCCUAGCUUUGGUGUUCACUGGUGAAUCGGAAGGUUCAAAAGUCAUGUCUGCAGUACAAAACAUAUUUACAAGUGUUGGGCCACUUGUAGGUAACCAUCAAAAAAAAAGGUCCUUCUUCCCAUGAGAAGGUGCUGGUUCGAAUCCCAUCCAAGCAGCCACUGCAAAAACAAGUGGGUGAUAUCGCUACCCUGCAUCCAGCAGACUGGGGUUCGAUUCCCAGCUCAGGCAGGCAACACCAUGUAAUGCCAGUGGGAGUCCUUGGGAACGACUCCUAUCCAAAACCAAGAGUGAACUUGCACAUCUGAGUUUUAUUUGGAAUGUUGAUUACAGUAAAAUAGUGGAAAAUCUGGGGAAAAAAGUUUUCAGCCAUGGACAGAGAUUAAGAAAUACAUUUUAGGUCCAAAUCUUCUCAAAACUAUUGUGAAACAAUUUCUCGGAUAUCAGGCAGUGAAUUCAUAAUGUGAGGGAUCUUUUAGAGGUGGACGUUUGGUUCCUAUCACCACCACUGUGAACAAUUCUGACUCAGUUUCUCAGAGCGUUUCACACCAAACCGCUCUGUUUACAUCUUAAUUAUAAUGUAAUUAUGAACCUGACAAAUCGGUGGAAUUCCCCUUCGGAACAGGUUAGAGGUGUAGUGUUAAGUUGCCAUGGUGAUGCCUGGUAAAAAUGACCUGAAAAGUGAGGCAGACCCCCAAUUCUGACCUUUUUUCCCCAGAAUGAUUUUCAGUGUUUACACUUUUUGUGGCAUGAAACUUUUAUUUUUAAAUGCUAAAAGACAAACCAGUACCAGCUGUGAUAUACGGUGAUCCAAUAAACUAUUACAUGAUGCA
Messenger RNA from Pygocentrus nattereri (red-bellied piranha), 2733 nucleotides. It is a transcript of the gene nipsnap2, whose product is annotated as nipsnap homolog 2. The transcript has 10 exons. Bases 44 to 901 code for a protein of 285 amino acids. Gene Ontology annotation, cellular component: mitochondrion. The record is from RefSeq and is a predicted model, not a curated record. NCBI's taxonomy places the organism in Eukaryota, Metazoa, Chordata, Actinopteri, Characiformes, Serrasalmidae.